This is a messenger RNA of Podarcis raffonei (Aeolian wall lizard), 2707 nucleotides long. RefSeq names its product calmegin (gene CLGN). Gene Ontology annotation, biological process: protein folding. NCBI's taxonomy places the organism in Eukaryota, Metazoa, Chordata, Lepidosauria, Squamata, Lacertidae. Bases 124 to 1941 code for a protein of 605 amino acids. The transcript is spliced from 15 exons. Gene Ontology annotation, molecular function: calcium ion binding. The record is from RefSeq and is a predicted model, not a curated record. Gene Ontology annotation, cellular component: endoplasmic reticulum; endoplasmic reticulum membrane.
UUCUGGUUCGGGGCGAGCGGCGCAUGCGCGCGCGGCAGUUGAGGUGAUGCGCUCUGGCAGGCGGCCGGGCUUUUUGCUGGGGAGAGAUUCUGACGGGACCGUGCUUCGCGGACGGUAGCCAGGAUGCAAUUCCAGUGGGAUUGGCUGUGUUUCAGUGUCUUGCUGUUAAGUUCAGUAAGUGCAGAAUCUGAAGAUUCAGAAGUUGAAGUAGAAGGUUUUGACAAGAAUUCAGAGGAUACUAAUGUUGAAAAAGGCAGCUCAUCUCUAGAGGUUGAAUACAAGACGCCAGAGCCUACUGGAGAAGUGUAUUUUACUGAAACUUUUGAUGAUGCAGUGCUGUCUGGGUGGGUUCUGUCUCAAACCAAAAAAGAGGAUACAGAUGAAGAUAUUGCUAAAUACGAUGGAAGAUGGGAAAUAGAACCUUUAAAGGAAAACACAGUGCCUGGGGACAGAGGACUGGUGCUGAAAUCAGUAGCAAAGCAUCAUGCGAUAUCGGCUAUGCUAACACAGCCGUUUAUUUUUGAUAGUAAACCACUGAUUAUUCAGUAUGAAGUGAAUUUUCAAGAUGGCAUUGAUUGUGGUGGUGCAUAUGUUAAACUUCUUUCCAAAACUGAUGACUUGAAUCUGGAAUACUUCCACGAUAGAACAUCUUACACAAUUAUGUUUGGGCCAGAUAAAUGUGGUGAAGAUUACAAACUACAUUUUAUCUUCAGACAUAAACAUCCUAAAACUGGAGACUAUGAAGAAAAACAUGCUAAACGCCCUGAUGUAGACUUGAAAAAAAUCUUCACUGACAGGAAGACUCAUCUAUAUACUCUUGUGCUGAAACCUGAUGACACUUUUGAAGUGCUAAUUGACCAGGCAGUGGUUGGCAAGGGAAGUCUCCUGGAGGAUAUGGUUCCACCUGUGAAUCCCCCAAAAGAAAUAGAAGAUCCCAAUGAUAAGAAGCCUGAGGACUGGGAUGAGAGAGCUAAAAUUCCUGAUCCUGAGGCUGUCAAGCCAGAUGACUGGAAUGAAGAUGAGCCUCCCAGAAUAGAAGAUCAUGAUGCUGUUAAACCUGAAGGUUGGCUUGAUGAUGAACCAGAAUACAUUCCAGAUCCUAAUGCAGAAAAACCAGAAGAUUGGGAUGAAGAGAUGGAUGGUGAAUGGGAAGCUCCACAGAUUCCUAAUCCAAAGUGUGAGACUGCACCAGGCUGUGGAGCAUGGGUACGCCCCAUGAUGAGCAAUCCAAAUUAUAAAGGAAAGUGGAAACCACCUAUGAUAGAGAAUCCUAAUUAUCAGGGAAUAUGGAGUCCACAAAAAAUCCCUAAUCCUGAUUAUUUUGAAGAUUCUCAUCCUUUUCAAAUGACUCCUGUUGGUGCUGUUGGCUUAGAGCUUUGGUCUAUGACAUCUGAUAUUUACUUUGAUAACUUCAUCAUCUGCUCAGAAAAGGAAGUUGCUGAUCGAUGGGCAGCGGAUGGAUGGGGCUUUAAAAAAUUGGUUGCAAGUGCUAAUGAACCUGGUAUGUUUAGUCAGCUGGUAACUGCUGCGGAAGAACGUCCAUGGCUUUGGGUUAUUUACAUCUUGACAUUAGCACUACCUAUAGGAUUGGGUGUACUAUUCUGCUGGCCAUCCAAGAAAAUAGAUGAAGAUAUGGACUACAAAAAAACUGAUAUAGCCAAGCCACUUACAAAAGGAGGACUGGAACAAGAGGUACAAAGGAAAGAUGAAGACCUAGAAAAACCAAAUGAAAAUGGUGGUGAAGACGAAUAUGAAGGUGGUGAAGAUGAAGAAGAUUAUGAGGAAGAAAAUGAAGGUGGUGAAGGAAGUCAGGAGGAAGAAGUUAAUAAAUCAAAUAAAUCUGGCUCUGAAGAAGAUGAGAUGAAAGAAGCAGAUGAAAGCACAGGAUCUGGUGAUGGGCCGGCAAAAUCAGUGCGUAAAAGAAGAGUACGAAAGGACUAACUUGUUUCCACCUAGUAUUGACAGGUCCAGGUUACAGAACAUAGGCAUGCAGUUUUCACUUGCCUAACAGCAUGCAAGUUGUUGAGUCUUAACCAAAAGACUGAACUCAGCUUAGACUCCUCCGUUUCCAUUCUCCAGACCAUCUUAAUCUUGUCAGACUUUUCCUUUAUUCUGAAGAAACGCUCCGACUUGUGAAGUUACCUGUUUUCUUUACUUCAUAGAAUAAAAAAUGGUGAUAUGUCUGAUUUAUUGUAAAUAUUAUUUGACGUUGUUUAGAUAAUAAAUAUUUGGAAAUGAUUUGGCUUCAAAAUAUUACCCUUUUUAAACCUCAUGUAAAUGGGAUUUUUCAGCUUUAGCACAAAUUACACUUUAGAUAAAAGGCAUGAACAGUAGAUGCAACAUCCACUUGGAUGCCUUGAAAGAAGAGAUGACUGCCAACUCUUUGCUGAGCUGAAUGCAAGAACUGUUUUGGCUCUUUUUUAUAUCAACCUUUUUUUCCUUUACUGCAAUGUCAACCUACAGUUUGUGCGUCACAUGUUAGUUUGUGUUAGCAGUUGCUGCUGUUUUUGUUUUACAGAGAACUGCAUUGUCAUAAUAGCAUGCUUUACAUUUAAAAGCAAAAAAUGUUAACUCUAUUCAAGUACAAUGGUGUACAAGAGAAUUUUUCACAUUUUUAUAGUUUCAUGUUUCAAGCCAGAAUGGCAUAACCCGUUUACAAAAUAUUUGCUAAGUGUAUAUUGCCUCCUGAAUAAAACUUUUAAUAUAA